This is a messenger RNA of Penicillium odoratum, 1302 nucleotides long. RefSeq names its product CCDC47 family protein. The coding region runs from base 1 to 1302 and encodes 433 amino acids. NCBI's taxonomy places the organism in Eukaryota, Fungi, Ascomycota, Eurotiomycetes, Eurotiales, Aspergillaceae. The record is from RefSeq and is a predicted model, not a curated record. Gene Ontology annotation, molecular function: calcium ion binding. Gene Ontology annotation, cellular component: endoplasmic reticulum. The transcript has 3 exons. Gene Ontology annotation, biological process: endoplasmic reticulum calcium ion homeostasis.
AUGGCGGGUGUGUUCAAGAACGUUUUUGGCAGUCAGCCAUCUGGCGCUGCCUCCGAUGAUGAUUUCGCCGACUUCGUCGAGGCCCCGAAUCCAUCGCCUGCGUCCCUUAUCGCCGACUCAACCACCAAUGCGGCUGCUAAUACGCAUGGCGCCGUUGCCCCAUACACGGCAUGGUACCGGAUCUGGGAACGUACCUCUCCCAAGGACUUCAUGCAAGAGGCGAUGAUCAUGCCAUUUGUCCUGAUCCUCGUCCUCUUCCAUGUCUGGGGUACGAGGAAGAACCGCCGCAAGGCGCGCGAGUGGGCUCAGGCUCACGUUCCCUCUCUCCAGAAGGAGUUCGCUGUGGUUGGAUUCGAUGGCAUUGCCCGUAUCCGCGAGGAGGAGACCAUCACUGUGGAAUUGGCCAACCCCGAGAAGAGCUUGAAGGAGAAGUCGGCCUCCGAGUUCACUACUUAUGCGACUGGUCGCCAGAACGUUGCUUUCCUUGACAUCGCUCUGAAGAUGCCCAAGCGCUACAACCCAAUCACCUACCUCAUGGAGUACGCCUUCAGCUUCUUCUUUGAGAGCUGGGAGGCUCCCAGUGAAAAGUACGAGGCUCUCAUGUAUGCAUUCGAUGGCAAGGAGAAGGAUUUGGUUCCGGUCUUCGCCAAGGAUACUCCCCUGAAGGUGAACAACUCCACCUACGACGGAUUCAUCUGGGCGGUGGUUCACAAGAGCCACAUGCGCAAGUUCCGUACUGAUCGUUACGAUGCCUCAAUCACCUUCUCUAAAGACCACCCCAAGCUCCCCUCUUGGGUUACUGUGAUGUCCGAGAGCCAUGAGAUCACCGAAACCCUUCUCAGCAAGGAGCUUAUCGAGGCCAUUGAACAGGCUGGCAAUGACUUUGAGUUCUUGAUUGUGACUGACCAGCCCAUUGAUAAGCCCACCAAGAUUGAUGAGACUGUUCCCAAGAAGCGUGUUCAGCUCUCGGUUAACCUUUCCUCUGCUGCUGGCUAUGCCGCAACUCUUCCCCUCUUCAACCAGUUUUUGCGCUUUGGCGACAAGCUUGUCGCAGCUGCCCACUUCCGGCCCGAGGUUAUGCGCAAGGUCCGCAAUGUCCGUGAGGAGGAGAUCAAGAAGCUACGCCGUGUUGAGGAGGAGGAGAAGGCCGAGGAACGCAAGCUGGCUGCCGAGAAGAUCAAGAAGGACGAGCGUGAGCGUCUUCUGCGUGGUAUGACUGCUGAGGAGCAACGCAAGUACCUGGACCGCGAGAGCCAGAAGGAGCAGCGUCGGUCAUCGAAGCGCAUGACCCGUAAGGGUUAA